AUGGCUCCAUCAAUUGACGAGUUAUCCGUUAGUACCAUUAGAGGCUUAUCCGUUGAUCAGGUCAAUGCUGCUCAAUCCGGUCACCCCGGUGCUCCAUUAGGUUUGGCACCAGCAGCUCACGCUGUUUGGAGAAGAAUGAAGUUCAACCCACAAGACCCAAAAUGGAUCAACAGAGAUAGAUUUGUUCUUUCCAAUGGUCACGCUUGUGCUAUGUUGUACUCGCUUUUAUAUUUGUACAACUAUGACUUGUCAAUUGACGAUUUGAAGCAAUUUAGACAAUUGAACUCAAAGACCCCGGGCCAUCCUGAAAGAUUAGAUACCCCAGGUGUUGAAGUCACCACUGGUCCAUUGGGUCAAGGUAUCUCGAACGCUGUUGGUAUUGCCAUUGCUCAAAAGCAAUUUGCUGCUACCUACAACAAGCCCGACUUUCCAAUUUCCGACGCCAAAAUCUUUUGCUUCCUUGGUGAUGGUUGUUUGAUGGAGGGUGUUUCUUCUGAAACUUCUUCGUUGGCUGGCCACUUGCAAUUGGACAAUUUGAUUGCCUUUUGGGAUGACAAUAGAAUCUCCAUUGAUGGUGACACUGCUUGUGCAUUCACUGAAAAUGUACCGGAGAGAUACAAGGCUUAUGGAUGGCACGUUUUGGAAGUCCCAGACGCCAACACCAACAUUGAUGCCAUUUCAGCCGCGGUUGAUGAAGCUUUGGAAAUUACCGGUAAGCCAGUCUUGAUCAGAUUGGUGACAACCAUUGGUUUCGGUUCUAAAGUCGCUGGUACCGGUGGAGUCCAUGGUGCUCCAUUGAAAGCCGAUGACUUGAAGCAAUUGAAAAAAUCAUGGGGUUUCGAUGAAGAGUCAAACUUUUUCGUUCCAAGCGAAGUUGCCAGCUAUUUUGCUGAAAAAGUUGAAGAAAACAAAAAAGUGCAAGCUGAAUGGGAAAAAUUGUUUGCUGCUUACAAGGAGAAAUAUCCAAAGGAAGGUGCUGAAGUUCAAAGAAGAUUGGAUGGUAAAUUCCCAGAUGGAUGGAAGGACAACUUGCCCACUUUUACUUCCAAGGACAAGGCUGUUGCCACUAGAAAAUUGUCUGAAGGUGUUUUGGACUACUUGUACGGAGUUCUUCCAGAAUUGAUUGGUGGUUCUGCCGAUUUGACCGGUUCCAACUUGACCAGACCAGAAGCAUCAACCGAUUUCCAACCACCUUCGACUGGGUUGGGUGACUACUUUGGUAGAUACUUGAGAUACGGUGUUAGAGAACACGGUAUGGGAGCCAUCAUGAAUGGUAUUGAUGCCUUCGGUGCUCACUACAGAAACUACGGUGGUACCUUUUUGAAUUUUGUUUCUUAUGCUGCUGGUGCAGUUAGAUUAUCUGCAUUGUCGCACCAAGGUGUCAUUUGGGUUGCCACUCACGACUCGAUUGGUUUGGGUGAAGACGGUCCAACACAUCAGCCCAUUGAAACUUUGGCCCUUUUGAGAGCCAUGCCAAACACCUCGGUUUGGAGACCAGCUGAUGGUAACGAAGUCUCGGCUGCUUACGUUGCUGCAAUUGAAGGUGUUGACCACCCAUCUAUUCUUGCUUUGACUAGACAAGGAUUGCCACAAUUGGAGCACUCCAGCAUCGAAGGUGCCUUGAAAGGUGGUUACACUGUCUGGCCCGUGGAAGGCAAAGCCGACAUUAUUAUUGUCUCUUCUGGUUCCGAAGUUUCAAUCUCCGUUGACGCUGCUAAAUUGUUGGCUGAAAAGAAGGGUCUCAAAACCGCCGUUGUUUCGAUUCCUGAUUUCUUUACUUUUGACAAGCAACCAAUUGAAUACAGAUUGAGUCUUUUGCCAGAUGGUAUUCCAAUCUUGUCUGUUGAGGUCUUGUCUACUUUCGGAUGGUCUAAAUACUCGCACGAACAAUUUGGUUUGAACAGAUUUGGAGCUUCUGGUAAAGCUGGCGAUUUGUACAAAUUCUUUGACUUUACUCCUGAAGGAAUCGCCGAACGAGCUGAAAAAGUUGUUGCGUUCUACAAGGGCAAGACUGUUGGUUCUCCCUUGCACUCUGCUUUCGAAGAAACUAAAUAA
Messenger RNA from Lodderomyces beijingensis, 2055 nucleotides. NCBI's taxonomy places the organism in Eukaryota, Fungi, Ascomycota, Pichiomycetes, Serinales, Debaryomycetaceae. The record is from the annotation of a GenBank genome assembly.